UUCAUUCGCAUUCCCCGAUGUCUGCUUUUGAUUUCAACUCCUGCCAUAUUUCCGUCUACUCAUCUUUCCAUCCCCACCGCAGUGCUUCCUCGCUAUUGUACCCCCCCCCCCCCCGUCUGUCUCCUUCGUCCAUUCAUGGCGUGUGCGCUCCAAGAAUAGCGUGACGCUUCAUGGGCUGCUGGUGGUGGGAGGGGUGCUCACUCGAUGCGUCCCACUCACUCGGGGAGAUUAGGCUGCGGUAAUCUGGAUUCAGGAGAAAGAGAGAGACCGACAUCAGACAUGACUCCUCCCGUCCAAAGUUGCCUCCCGUGGGCGUCCCGCGACUCCCAACAACCUCGAAUCAUUUCUUGAUAUUUUCUACCUUGGCGACCUGGAAGGACACCCAACGACAAAACUUGGACAAUGUUUGAGAAAUCACUUUUACUCCAAGGCAGCUAGAGUUUAAAUGUGUUAGCGGGAGCCGGGAGGCGCGUGCACCAGCACAGGACUAAACUGUCGGCAGCGCGCACGGGCCGGACUCGUCAGGAUGGAGAUUCGGCCGGACAGGUUCAAGGCCGUGGCUGCCAAAACUCUGGGCAAAAUAUACGGAGCUCUCGAGAAGAAGCAGGAGAACGGCGAGACCAUCGAGCUGUCGGCCGAGGGUCGGCCGGAGCUGCUGGAGGAGAAGGAGAUGCCGGUGGUGGAUUGCACCUGCUUCGGCCUGCCCCGCCGCUACAUCAUCGCCAUCCUCUCCGGCAUCGGCUUCUGCAUCUCCUUCGGCAUCCGCUGCAACCUGGGCGUGGCCAUCGUCAGCAUGGUCAACAGCCACACCGUCUACAGGGACAACAAGGAGGUCAUAGUGAAAGCUCAGUUCGACUGGGAUCCAGAGACGGUGGGAAUGAUCCACGGCUCUUUCUUCUGGGGUUACAUCGUAACGCAAAUUCCCGGAGGCUUCAUCUGUCAAAAGUUUGCGGCAAACAGGGUGUUUGGCUUUGCCAUCGUGGCCACUUCUUUCCUCAACAUGCUCAUCCCGGCGGCGGCUCGCAUGCACUUUGGCUGCGUCAUCGUCGUCAGGGUGUUUCAAGGCCUUGUGGAGGGGGUGUCGUACCCGGCGUGUCACGGCAUUUGGGCCAAAUGGGCGCCCCCUCUGGAAAGAAGUCGCCUGGCGACGACGGCCUUUUGCGGUUCUUACGCGGGUGCCGUGAUCGCCAUGCCAUUGGCCGGAAUCCUGGUCCAGUACUCAGGAUGGUCCUCGGUCUUCUAUGUCUACGGAAGUUUUGGCAUCAUGUGGUACUGCUUCUGGGUCAUGGUGUCUUACGAAAGUCCCGCUGCCCAUCCCACCAUCACGGAGGAGGAGAGGAAAUACAUCGAAGAGAGCAUCGGCGAGUCCGCUCAACAUUCGGUGUCGAAAUUUAACACGCCGUGGCGGGCCUUCUUCACAUCCAUGCCGGUGUACGCCAUCAUCGUGGCAAACUUCUGCAGGAGCUGGACCUUCUACUUGCUCCUCAUCAGCCAGCCCGCCUACUUUGAGGAGGUGUUCGGCUUUGAGAUUAGCAAGGUGGGAAUCGUGUCGGCUCUCCCCCACCUCGUCAUGACCAUUAUUGUGCCAAUCGGAGGCCAGCUUGCCGACCACCUGCGCUCCAACCGCAUCAUGACCACCACCAAUGUCAGGAAACUCAUGAACUGUGGCGGCUUUGGCAUGGAGGCCACGCUUCUGCUGGUGGUGGGCUUCUCGCACACAAAGGGGGUGGCCAUCUCCUUCUUGGUUCUGGCUGUCGGAUUUUCGGGCUUUGCAAUCUCAGGUUUUAAUGUCAACCACUUGGACAUUGCACCACGCUACGCCAGUAUCCUCAUGGGCAUCUCCAACGGGGUGGGCACACUGUCUGGUAUGGUUUGCCCACUUAUAGUUGGUGCGAUGACAAAACAUAAGACCCGUGAAGAGUGGCAAGGUGUGUUUCUCAUCGCCUCUCUUGUUCAUUACGGAGGCGUCAUAUUUUACGGUAUCUUUGCAUCCGGCGAGAAGCAAGCCUGGGCCGAGCCGGAGCAGCUGAGCGAUGAGAAGUGCGGCAUCCUGGACGAGGACGAGCUGGCCAACGAGACAGAGGAGCUGUACCACACGAGCGGUAGCGCCGGCUACGGGGCCACCACCCACGGGGCCGACCCCAACGGGGGCGCGGGAGGUGGCUGGGUGUCGGACUGGGACAAAACGGAGGAGUACGUGCAGCCGGCCGGACGCAACAAUUACUUUUACGACGGUGAGGCGGAGCUGACAUAAAAAAACAAAAAAAGGCAUCAAACUGGGAAUGUUUACAGUAACUAGAGCAGCUUCACUUGGCGGCGGGUGGAACUUUCAAAUGGUUUCCAUUCCACGUGGAUCCGUUUUCUGUACAAGUCUGCCCGCAAAUAUUACUGCCUGGUGGACAUUAGUCAAUGUACGAUGUGUGUUUGUGUGUGGUUGCAUCGUGUCUUAGGCCUUAGAAGGCCUGUGUUUCUGUAACUAUUGUAGACAUUUCUAAUUGAACAAACAGGAGGGAAAUCUCAUCUGUAUGCCUCGAGCAAUAUAAAACCGCUCGGUUAUAUCAAUGAGAGGAUUUGGGGGGGGGGUUUGAAUAAUGGUUUUCGUUUUUACCUCCUUGUGCACAAUUUCAAGACAUCUUGUGCCAAUGAUAGCCAUGUGCUUUGCACGCUACUUUGAAGUUUACGAGUCGAGGAUUCUCAAACUGUUUUGAACCCCCUCAAACCCAAGUUUGGGGAACCUCUUGUUGAACUGACUGUUUUGAGGUGCAGGUUUUUAAUCUCAAUGAUGGAAAAUCACGAUGAUAGAACAGACCAGAAAAUAGUUUGCCACUUUCAAGGAACUCGAACACGGAAUUUGACUUUGUUCUUGUCCAAGCAGCAUUAAUAAUGCACGCUUUUCGUAUAUUAGAACACAUUUCAAAUAGCCAACGCAUGCAGCAUUACUUUGUGUCACCUUCCCUCCUCAAAUUAAGCAAGAAAUGAAUAGACAACAAAUCUGAUUGUAUGACAAAUGCUCUUUUAGGAGCUGUAAAAUGUAAAAAGGUUUUGAAAUCAAAUCUAUUCUGUUUGACAUUUGAGAAUCGUAUCUCUGUUUAACACUGACUGGAUUAUGAACUGUUAAAUGUUAUUUUUACCAUUUUA
This is a messenger RNA of Hippocampus zosterae (dwarf seahorse), 3138 nucleotides long. RefSeq names its product vesicular glutamate transporter 1-like. The record is from RefSeq and is a predicted model, not a curated record. The transcript has 14 exons. NCBI's taxonomy places the organism in Eukaryota, Metazoa, Chordata, Actinopteri, Syngnathiformes, Syngnathidae. Gene Ontology annotation, biological process: synaptic transmission, glutamatergic; monoatomic anion transport; neurotransmitter loading into synaptic vesicle. Gene Ontology annotation, molecular function: L-glutamate transmembrane transporter activity; neurotransmitter transmembrane transporter activity. Gene Ontology annotation, cellular component: excitatory synapse; synaptic vesicle membrane. Bases 527 to 2254 code for a protein of 575 amino acids.